AGCAUCUCAUGCGGCCGGAACACCCACCGGGAUGAGGACGCGCUCCUCUCCGCGGUUUGGAGGUGCUGAACAAGGUUCUCGGGUUCCUGCCGCCAAUAAAUGUCGGCGAGCGGGGAAAAGUGAGUUGCGGCAGGGAGCAGGGCAGCGGGGUCGAGCUGAGAAGGCCCCGUCAAGGUCAAAUAAGGGGGAGGAGAAGAGUGUUAAAAUGACUGUGAGUUUUCAUCUAUGUGACAAGCAUAUAUCAUACGGAUAUUAGCAAAUUAUACUGGCGAGUAUAGGAACAUAUGGCCAGGAGCAUACAAAGGUUAUUAGCAGAGCAAAUGGGUUGCACAGGGAGUGUUAUUUUUAUUAUUUAAAAUGGUUGGGUGAUCAUAGGUUGAGAGAUUUUGGUAGUACAAACCUGAAAUUUAGGGUUAUAGGAAUUGGUAGUUUGCUAAUAAUUUGUUUUUGGGUAAAAUAUAAUGUCAAACAUAUAUCCUGGUAGAAUGAAAUAUGUUAAUUUAAUAUAGAGCCUCAUAGUUUCAUUAAGGGGUUGUUGAGGGUUGCCAUAGGAACCCACAUGGAAACCCUAUAUCAUUGAAUCACGGGAUUUGCUAUAGAAUCAGUAGCAUAUAUAAACUCGUAGUUUUGUAAUAUAAACUGCUCGUUUCACUAUAUACUAUUUGAGGGUUUAGGUCAAAGACAUCUGUUAUUAAAAUAUAUAAAAGGUUUUUUAUUAAAAAAUACAAGGUUCUUUCAAUGAUAGAAUUAUUACUAAAAUUGGCCAUGAUGGUCCCUACAUUAUCUGGCAGAAAGCAAAUGUACGCUGUUGUCCUAAGGAGGUGCUAGAAACGAACCAGACGCUGAAAAAAAACCAGAGGCAAUACGUUAUGAAGAAAGGUUUCAAGAAUAUAUUGUCCAUGCAACUUGAUGGUGUUGAGGGCCGGAUCUUACUUUGUUGGUUACUGGACCACAUCGACCUCGAGUCGAUGACCCUACGGGCUGGGAGAGGGAAAGAGCUCAAAUUCUCCAAAGAUGUGGUCCGGCUUGUGCUAGGCCUCCCUAGUGCCGGAUCCACACCUCCAACUGUUUUUGCCAGUGAAAAAUCCAAGCAGGUUUUGAAGUUCAGAGAAGUUAUGAAUUUGGAGAGCCGAGCAUUCAAUGUGGAAAUGAUGCAGGACCGCCUCAAAUCGGGGCGUGAUGAUGAUGCAACCAUGAUGUGCUAUUUCAUAGUCAUUUUCCAUAGCCUUCUGUUUCCUCAUGGUAGCUGGGAUAUCAGCAACGAUGAUGUUAUGCUUGCUCAUUGGGUGGUUCAGAUGCCUAAGAUUGAUUGGUGUCAACUCAUCUACACGGACCUCUGCCACAGUGUCGAAAAGUGGCAAAAAAGGAAGAAAGACAAUCAAACUGCAACAAUGUAUGGAUGUAGCAUUGUUUUUCUUCUAUAGUAUCUUGACAACUUGAACCACGUGGUGUGCCUCCCUGAGAGGUUCAGCACUCCCCGUAUCAAGUACUGGACAAAGGAGAGGAUUCAGGAGGUGUCCGUGGCUGAUCGAGUUCGUACUGGCGAAUAUGGCCGUCUCGAUUUGCGGAGCCCCUCUGAUACAUGCUAUUUAGUUGCUGGACCUGGCUCAACUGGUGGUUCAUUCUACGUUCCACGGCUGUCCGAUCUAUUGGCAGCCAAGAUUUUCCGCGCUACCUGUCCCGGACCGGAAGAAUUUGUUAGGCCUAAUCAGGGAGUAUGACCUUGACAUUCAGGCCCAGUCUGAUAGAAUUGCAGCGGCGCACCGUGCCAUUGUUGAGCGACAGUUAGAAAUUAAAGGAAGUUUUGUUGAUAUGAUUGAGGAGCUCCUCCGUGUGCGUUCUCGGGGGAAGCACGCUUCUGAAGAUCCAGAUCAGGACGGCAGCAGACGUAGUCAGUAUAAUGAAGGUGCGUAUGGGUCAGUGGAUGCAAGGUCAGGUUCUGUGGAGGGUGGCAAUGAGAGUGGUGGGUAAGCUCCCAGUUUCGUUUCGCUGCAGCUGACUCUCGGAAUGGCCGGCCAACAGUUUUCUGACAGUCAGCAAGGUGUGCGUACAGAUCAUCUGCCUGGAGAUCAGGUGGGAAGGGUACAACGUGAUGACGUUCAAACCCCCAAUGGCAUGCAGAGGGAUGGUGGUAGCUCUGAAACAAACGGGCGGGACCAUUCCCUUGGACAGGUUGACAAGGAGCCCAACACGUCAAACUUAGAGGACCUGCUGCCAAGUAGACGCCUUCGUGCCCUCUUGCUUGUAGCUGACUCACCCUUUAUGAGUGUCCUCCUUAUGAUUUUUGGAAGUGGAGUAGCAAAUGGGAAGGAUAUCGUGAGGUCGUUCAGUGUUGGGAAAGACCUCGAGGAUAUGUUUGUCCAGUUUGCGAUUGAAUGCAUCAAGUACGAUGACAGGACCAAACGAUCAUUGUCGCACGUCACCCGUGUGAUUGUUGACAUGUUCACCAUGAGAGCUCUCAAUGCAGAACAUCUUCACCUCAAGGACGACCCAGAUGCUGAUUUCACGUCGCACAGGAUUGAGAAAUCACUAGACAGAAUGCUUCCAUGUAGUGAGGCCAUGAAGAACACACAAAUGAUCCUUGUUCCAAUGCUUCAACACAACCACUGGGUCCUGUAUGUCGUGAACAGAAUCAUGAAGUGUAUCCACAUCAUUGAUUCGAACCCUUACGGUAAUGAGACGAAUUUCACAAGAUGGCAGGACUUCCACCAGCAAGCUGUAACUAUCAGGGGGAAGUCAGUCAGGUUCAACAAGCUCAUGAUGAACCGCCUCACCUCAGCUCUCCAGAGGGUCCGACCAAAUUCUGGGUUCCCUAAGUUUGGGAACUGGGAAUUCAAAUUUGAGCAUGAAGCUCCCCGUAUGAAGUACGGGUCCAACGACUGUGGGUUUUUUUGAUUAAAUAUAUGCAGUCAUUCGAUGCGAAACGUGGCAUAGUUGAAUGUGUCAUAGACCGGGAAAGGAGCCCUGAUCUGCGGGCGGAAAUUGCUGAAUACUUGAUUUUCCAUGACCUCAAUGAAGUACCUGAACUCCCAGAAGAGGUCACUAGGUGUCGGGCGAUGCCGUCAUGAUUUGUUUUGGCAAUGCUGUUGGUAUUACCAAGACCAGAGUGCUACAAAAACUUGAAUUUUUUUAUGCGUGGUUCUGUACUCCAGCUGCUGAAUAAUAGCCUGUUCGACAUGUUUAUGUUGACCAGUAUUUAUGGUUUGUACACUAACAAUUGUACUUUAACGGCGGAAAUUUGUGCUUAGAGCAUACAAGAUGCAUUCUAUCACAUUAGAUACAUCUAGUUCAGUCUCAUGUAUCACUGUAUAAUUUGGAAGUUUUGAUUGAGUCUAUUUGGAGUUUGGUCAUAGACAACUGAGCAGUUAUUAUUGAAA
Molecule: messenger RNA, 3377 nt
Organism: Panicum virgatum (switchgrass)
Lineage: Eukaryota; Viridiplantae; Streptophyta; Magnoliopsida; Poales; Poaceae
Exons: 12
Coding region: 2008-2895 (295 amino acids)
Biological process (GO): proteolysis
Molecular function (GO): cysteine-type peptidase activity
Source: RefSeq, a predicted model, not a curated record